CUAGUGUAUGUUUGUUUUAGAAAACCAAGUGCUUGGACGUUAUACGAUGCGCGUCUUUCAAUAGGGUGAAAUUAGCCGUUUUCCUCACAAGUGCUCUCCUUUCCAGGGUGUAGUUUCUCUCAUGUCAUAUUUAUCAUCAGUUUGUUCAGUCUAACAUUCAAAGUGUUAUCUAGAAACGUUUUAAUUCCAUUGAAUGCUGUUUGCAUAAUACUGUAUUUUAUGUUUUGUUUGUUUGUCUUCGUCCACUGAUCAACUGUUCGUUGCAUUUAAAUUGUCCUCAUUUGAAAUAAAGUUUAUACAAUAUGUUUAGCAAUAUUAAGCGCAAAUUAACUCACCCACGCCCAAAGCCUAAUUCUCCUACUGCCCAGUGCUUAACAAAAAAGGAUGAAGGAACUACAAAGAAAGACAGAGUUGAAUUCGUCAAACGAGAAGCAAAUCCGAAUGAGCCUUCAUCGUUACGUGAUACUUUUACAGAAUCUGAUUUUACUAAAACAACAACAAUAUCAUCUAUGCAUAAUGCGGUUACAUUGGAUGGUUGUGAUACAAAAAAUUUUGAUAAAUCUAACAAUCAAAAAUAUUCUUCAACCUUUAAUCAUCAUCAUCAUAAUGAGACGGCUUCAGAAACAAUGAAUUCAUCUUUGCAUAAUAAUACAAAUAAUUCAAAAUGUCAAAAUAAUAAAACGGAUGAUACAUGUAAGGCGUCGAUAACCACAACAAUGUCUAAUAAGUCUAAUUUCCAUAAAGAUUCCAUUGUUUAUUCCUCUCAGUUAGACAUUAGUAAUAAUAAUAAUACUAGCUCUCCUGGAAGUGAGAGUUUUCUUGGUAGUUUCGAUGGUUGUGGUAGUGGAGGCGGUGACGGUGGUCGUGGUGGUUCUUCCACCUCUUAUCUAUCACCUGCUUCAUCUUCCGCUAAAGAUUCAAAAACAGAAGAGGAUCUAGAAGAAGAAAAAUACUUGAACAAUAAUAAUAACAUUGACAAUUGUAACAAUAAAUCAAUAAUGAAAAAUCACAAUUCUUACCAUCAUCAACAAUUGUCGUCUAGUCCUAAAAUUUUAACAACUCAUCUAAUACAAAAUAAAUUCAAUCCACAUCCACUAGCUACUAUUAAUCAAUCACUGAGUGUCACUACUAACAAUAAAACUCAUCAUAGUAAUGAUAAUAAUAAUAAUAACGUGUGUAUUCACAAAAAUGAAACUUGCAAUGUCUGUGAUCAAACUAGUAAUCAUUUAAAUAAUACUUGUAAUAUAAAUUGUAAAAUUAAUUCUACUCCGUCAGUUAAUGAAUCUCCUGUUUAUGAUAAUUGUAUACCAGAUAUUAUUAAUUCAAUAACGGCGACAACAACAAAUCAUCAUAAUCCAGUGAAAUUAUUGACUACUACGAACAAUUGUAAACAUUCACAACAUCAAUUACUGUCUAAUAAUAAUAAUAAUAAUAAUAAUAAUAAUAAUAAUAAUAAUAAUAAUAAUAAUAAUAAUAAUAAUAAUAGUUUUAGGCAAAUAAAUAAUGAUCAUAUUCAUCAGUCACCACGUAUGACGACAUCAGCAACUAAUCAUAGUCCAGUUUUCACAAUGAAUGGUAUUAACAAACCUUGGAGUUCUGUAGAUGGUUAUAAUACGUCACGUAUUGUAGUUGGCACUACAAUAAAAGAAGAAGAAAUUGAAAGUGAAGAAUUCAAUUCAUUGACAACAUUUCAAUCAUGUACUACCGAACAGGAGAAUUUAAAAAAUUCUACUUCUAAAAAAUCUUCUGAUCAACAAAAACUUAUGAAUUCAUACAAUCAUAUCAAAGAUCCUUUGAAUUUACCAGUUCAAUUAGGUCCACAUCUUGCAGCCGCUGUUGUACAAGCAUCUGAUGAAACUGGAACAGCAACUGCUGAUCUAGUCGCUGGUUUAGCUGAAGUUCGUCGACGACCAAUUGAUGCUAGAAAUAGACUUCGUCGACUUGGUUUAAUGCAAACACCAGAUAAUGGGAAUUUUUAUGAAGAAUUAUCAUUUAAUAAUAAAGUCAGCAAUUCAAUAUCAAAUCGUUUAUCUUUACCAGCAAGUAUUAAUCUCCCACCGCAUUUAUGGCAUAGAGCUACACAAUUUUUAGAAGAACCUAUGUCAAGACGUGAGCGUCGAUGUUCAUUAUCGGAAAUCGGUUUUGGAAAACUCGAGUCUUACGCCAAACUGGAUUUAUUGGGUCAAGGUACAUAUGCAACUGUAUACAAAGGUAAAAGUCUUCUAACAGAAACGUUAGUUGCUUUAAAAGAAAUACGUCUAGAACAUGAUGAAGGUGCACCAUGUACAGCUAUACGUGAAGUGAGCUUAUUGCGUAAUCUACGCCAUGCAAAUAUAGUCACUUUACAUGAUAUUAUUCAUACUGAGAAGUCGUUAACAUUGGUAUUUGAAUAUGUGGAACGUGAUCUAAAACAAUAUUUACACGAUUGUCAUGGAAUUAUGCAUUCGGAUAAUGUCCAAUUAUUUUUAUACCAGUUAUUACGUGGUUUAGCUUACUGUCAUGAACGUCGUAUACUACAUCGUGAUUUAAAGCCACAAAAUUUAUUGAUCAAUAGUAGAGGAGAUUUGAAACUGGCUGAUUUUGGUUUAGCUCGCGCCAAAUCAAUUCCGAUUAAAACUUAUUCUAAUGAAGUUGUUACAUUAUGGUACAGACCACCAGAUAUUUUGUUAGGUUCAACGGAAUAUUCUACUCAUAUUGAUAUGUGGGGCGUCGGUUGCAUAUUCUAUGAAAUGGCUACUGGUUGGCCACUUUUUCCUGGCUCUACUGUAGAAGAACAAUUGACACUGAUUUUUAAACGAUUAGGUACUCCAAAUGAAACGAAUUGGCCAGGAGUUACCAGCCAUCCAGAUUAUAGUAAAUCGCUUAAAUACGGUCCAUAUCCUGGUGAACCAGGGGGUCUUCCACAUUUAACUCCACGUUUAUCACGUCGUGCACAUCGUUUAAUGGCAGAAUUAUUAGUUUUUCCUGGAAUUCAACGAAUCUCUGCUAUAAAAGCUUUGAAACAUGAAUAUUUUAUUGAUUCUUCCCGGUUUCCAUUUCAUACAUUUAAUAGUUUAUCAGCAGAUUCAAGUGUAUUCGAUGUUCCAGGUGUACGAUUAGCAUGUGAUCCUGGACGUAGUGCCAGUCUACCGACAAAUCGUAUGAGUACCUCAAGCUAUUUCUCUUCAAAUAAUGGAUAUAAUAAUAAUAUUGUAAGAUGUACAAAUUCACAAUUAAAAGUUAAUCCUCAUCAUCGUCAUUCACAAAUUGAAAUGAAUAAUUUAAUGAAACAUCGAAAUAAUCAUGAUUAUUAUCGUAAUCAAAUGUCCGGUUUAUCUAAUUGCAAUAAUGUUAAGAUGAUAGCGUCUCAAUUCCAAAGUUAUACUAACAAUAUCAAUACUACUACUACUACUACUAAUAAUAAUAAUAACAAUACCAAUAGUAAUAAUAACAACAGCAAUAAUAAUCAUUUCUUUCCUAAAUAUCAUUGUGAAAUUAGUAAUAUGCCUCCCCCGCCUCCUCCUCCUCACCAAUCUAUCUCAUCGAAUUCUAUGUGUGCUUUACAAGUAUAUUUUAAUAAUACCGGCGGAAACACUACUGCUAACAAUACUACUACUACUACUAAUAGUAAUAACAAUGCAUCUUGUCGACCAUAUUCAACAGCGUUCGAAUCAAAUUAUCCUCUCCCUUCUAUAUCGAAUUCAAGAUCAUUUAUCAAUUCGAAUUUCGUGCUUGGCCCAACGAAAUUCAAUGAUCAGUAUCAAAUCAAACCAGUCAUAGGAUCAACAAUAAUAGGGUUAGAUGUAACAAAUUGCACUACAUCAAUUAAUAAUAAUAAUAAUAAUAAUAAUAAUAAUAAUAGUGAAAAUAGUAAUAAUACUACCACUGUUGUUUAUAAACCACAAACAGUAAAUCGUUCUAAUUGGUUAAAUAUUGGACGACAAUCUUCAGGUCGAUUUGAAGAUCGCCGACGUAGUCUUUUCUCAUGAGAUCACCAUUCUAUUACAAUGUACACAAAUACAUAAAGAGAAGGAGAAUGAAAUGGCCAUAAGCGAGGUGUUUUGGAACCGCUUUUUCUUCUCUCACAAACAUAUACAUCAGCUGAUCAUGACGACGACUACUUUGCAAUAACUCUAUUUCCUUAUCUAACUUUUCCACUGUUUUUUUCCUUCAAACAUGUACAGUCUUCCACGAUGAUUACUGUGUUGUCUACUAGUGAUAGGCAACUGAUAACUAGUGAUUUGUUAUUACCUAAUUUACUGAUAUGCAUCACAUGAUUUCUUUUUUUGUCUUACUGUUCUUCCAUUAUUGUUGAUGUUUUUAACGUUUUUUUAAACAAAAUUUAUUUGUGACUUGCUUUUGACUUUUAUUCAUGCAUUUUAUUUUUCACAAUGUUUAGUUAUUCUGUACCCCCUUGUAGCAUAUAUAUAUAUCCUCAUUCCAGUGGUGACUUUUCAUCUGCUACUCGACCACUAUUAAAUGUUGAUGCUACACGCGUUCAACUUGUUUAUCAGUUCAUUUGAAUAUAAUAAAUAUUCUUUCAAUGUUCAAAACAGCAUUUCACAAAUCCCUUGAUUAUAGUUUUGUUUUCCUUUUGUUUGUUUGUGGUUGAUAAUGAUGACUGUAUCUUUCAAGCUGAUCAGUCUCAGUCAAGUCAGUUAAUAUAUUCAUAUAUAUAUGGUUUCAUUUGUUUGUAUCUAUCCAUUUGCAUAAGAACAACAAUAAUCAAUAAAUAUAUAUAUUUGUCAAACAAUGUAUAACGAAUGCCAGAGUCAUACAAUUUCAUUUAAAUAAAAAACUAAGAAAAUCUCUUCAAUUUGU
This is a messenger RNA of Schistosoma bovis, 4800 nucleotides long. Lineage: Eukaryota; Metazoa; Platyhelminthes; Trematoda; Strigeidida; Schistosomatidae. The record is from the annotation of a GenBank genome assembly.